AUGAAAAUUGCAUGUGAAACUCAAAUUAUCUAUAGACAAUUGUCUAAUAACUUAACCAAUAAAACUGUGAAAUCAACAUUGUCAGUUGGAAUUCAUCCACCCAGAAAAGAAGAUGGCCAAUUGUUUAUUAUGCUCUUUACUCCGCAGCACAAAAAUGGAAUCAACGAAAAUAGUAUUACUAAAAUACCCAAGGAACUUGGAAAACUUAAAUUAACAGAAUUAGAUCUGUCCAAUAAUAACUUGGGAGAAAAUCAAUCAAAUAAAGAUUGGGAAUGGAUCACAAAUGGAAGUAUCUUGAACAGUUUAAGAUCAUUAAAUUUAAGUAAAAAUAAGUUAUCUUAUUUCCCGAGAUUGAAUAAUCUAAAGUUUUUACAUAUCUUUUCGAAUAAACUGGAAUCUUUACCAAAUAGUCUUAAUUAUAUUCACUUGGAUACAUUAGAUGUUUGGAAUAACAAUUUUCAAUCACAAUCUCUUGAUGCACAAAUUACAAGCAAAGCAAAAGGAUAUAUACCACCUCUUUGGGAAAUGGCAGCUCGUGUCGUUGAAUCCAAAAGUCUGUCAUAUAAUUCAUCAACAAUUCCAAGUAUACUUGUUGAUAUUAUGUCUGAAAGUCCGCUUUGUGUUUGCGGUUUGUUAAGUUUUUCAUCACAAAUUUAUGAAAGAUCAGCAAUUAUAAGUUUAGAUCAUGUUAAACAUUUAGUUUUUAGCAGAGAACAACCUAUUUAUCAAGAUUGUGCUGCUUGCAGUGAUAAGUGCGUUUCAAAAUUGUAUUCUAAUUGA
Molecule: messenger RNA, 780 nt
Organism: Condylostylus longicornis
Lineage: Eukaryota; Metazoa; Arthropoda; Insecta; Diptera; Dolichopodidae
Product: leucine-rich repeat protein 1-like
Exons: 3
Coding region: 1-780 (259 amino acids)
Molecular function (GO): protein binding
Source: RefSeq, a predicted model, not a curated record